Molecule: messenger RNA, 1839 nt
Organism: Trachemys scripta elegans
Lineage: Eukaryota; Metazoa; Chordata; Testudines; Emydidae
Gene: DOLPP1
Product: dolichyldiphosphatase 1
Exons: 8
Coding region: 27-743 (238 amino acids)
Biological process (GO): protein N-linked glycosylation; lipid biosynthetic process
Cellular component (GO): endoplasmic reticulum membrane; intracellular membrane-bounded organelle
Molecular function (GO): dolichyldiphosphatase activity
Source: RefSeq, a predicted model, not a curated record
GCGGCCCGGCCCGGUAUCCGGGUAAGAUGGCCGCAGUCGGAGAGUGCUCGCUCCCUGCUCCCUGGCGGCCGGUCUCCCUCACCCAUGUCGAGUAUCUUGCAGGUGAUUUCUCUGGUCAGCUCUUAGCCUACUUGAGUCUCUGUCCAAUUUUCAUCAUAGUCGGCUUUGUUACACUCAUCAUAUUCAAGAGAGAGCUUCAUACGAUAUCUUUCUUAGGGGGGCUGGCAUUCAAUGAAGGAGUGAACUGGCUAAUAAAGAAUAUUAUCCGUGAGCCACGGCCCUGUGAAGAAGCCCAUUCAACGGUGACUACAAAAUACGGGAUGCCAUCCAGUCACUCUCAGUUCAUGUGGUUUUUCUCUGUUUACUCGUUCCUGUUUCUUUAUUUAAGAAUGCACCAAACAAACAAUGCCAGGUUUCUGGAUUUAUUGUGGCGACAUGUCCUGUCCAUCUGCCUUGUCACAGUGGCCUUUCUAGUCUCAUAUAGUAGGGUCUAUCUGCUCUACCACACCUGGAGCCAGGUCUUAUACGGAGGUGUUGCAGGAAGCAUCAUGGCCAUAGCCUGGUUUGCGUUCACACAGGAGAUCUUAACUCCUUUGUUCCCAAGGAUAGCUGCAUGGCCAGCUUCAGAGUUCUUUUUAAUCAGAGAUACCAGCCUCAUUCCCAACAUCCUGUGGUUUGAAUACACAGUCACCAGAGCAGAGGCAAGAAACAGACAGCGCAAGCUAGGUACGAAGCUCCAGUGACUCAAGACAUGGGAACAGAAUGCAGGACUUAAUGGAGAAGGACAAGAUUAGAGACCUGUACAGACCUGGGAGCAGCAAGGAGUCUUCACAGAUGGACCAAAGGAACAGGCAGGGACCAUACUCAAAGCCUGGAGGCCUUUGCUCUGGCUUUUGCAGCUAGCUGGAUGCUCCCUGAUGCAUGUGGGACCGUGAAGGAGCAGAACCUCAUUUAUAACACAAAUGCACAUUGCCAGUUGGAAUGUACCAUCGUGUCUGAGUCGCGGGAAGGGGAGAAAAUACCUGAUGGCUUGUUUGGGGGAGGGAGAAUCAAAAAAAAAAAUCAUAUUUCUGUGACUUUUUUUGCAGCAUGAAAUAUACACACUAUUUAUUUUUUUUAAUUGAACUAUUAUUUUCGGGGUGGGUGAUGCAUUGAUUGUGUGUUUGGGAGAAGACAAAACCAAAAUUAGGUCUUGCCUAAUUUAGGGUUUUGAAUUUGUGGGGGAGGUAGGGUGGCUUAGGCAGGAGGGGAAGAGGUAUUUCUUUCCUUUCUGCAACAGUUGGGAGAGUAAAAUCAAUUCCUGCUGCACUUUGUAAGGAUAUAAAGAAACUACUAAAGAUUUGCUUUUAAACACUAGUGACAUUCCUGUGCGCAAGCCUGCACGGAUACCACUGGGGGCAAGGAGGGGGUUAAAACACAGAGGAAAACCUAAAAUAUACUUUUUUUUUCCUCUUCACUGCUGCUCCUGUUGUGUAAUUAGCCAGGUUGUUUUACCCAGGCCCUCUUCUUUUUAGGUGUCAAUAACUUGGUAUACACAUUACAACUAUCCUUCCACUCCCUCUUCCUUUUGUACUUUUAUGACCCAAGAGCUGCUGAGAUCUCUACAGUUUCUGUUGCUGAACUUAAGCCAGACUCUGUUAUUGAUUAAGGACACCAUUAAGUUUAAAUAACUGCUAGUUAAGGCACAACUCCAUGCUUUUAAGGAUUACCCCAAAGUCAUUAAAAAAAGCUUUUACUGGUAUUAAAAGUUUGUAUGAUCAGUCUCUGCCCUAAACCCGCUUUCGGAUAAUGAAUCUUUCCAUUGAGCUUUUCAGCCAUCAGUAAACUUUUUAUAAAAAU